Messenger RNA from Staurois parvus, 368 nucleotides. Lineage: Eukaryota; Metazoa; Chordata; Amphibia; Anura; Ranidae. The record is from the annotation of a GenBank genome assembly.
GGGCAGGAAGGGGUUAAUGUGAGGGGCAAUCAAAGGGUUAACUGUGUGCUGGGAGUGUUUUACUAGGGAGGGGGGGUGUUCUUCACUGUAAGCACAUUGAUCAGGAUGGCUGUACUGUGCACAGCCAUCCUGAGCAGUGUACUCGAGCUGACAGGAAGGAAGACUGUUUGUAAACAAAACAAUCUUCCUCCCUGUUGGAGAUCCUUGGUAAUCACCGGGUGCCUGCAGGUAAUUACCGGCCGGGACCCUGUGAUUGACACCCAUGGCCGCAAAUGCCAGCAUGCGCCCCCUACCCGGAAAUGCAAAAUGACGGAUAUAUGUGAUUCUGUGCACAGGUGCCGCCCUGCAGCAGUAUAUCUGCUAUAGGG